Linum tenue is the source of this 1174-nucleotide messenger RNA. Lineage: Eukaryota; Viridiplantae; Streptophyta; Magnoliopsida; Malpighiales; Linaceae. The record is from the annotation of a GenBank genome assembly.
CGUGCUUUCUCGACCUAACCCUUUAAUCCCCUUUUUUUUAUUUAAAUAUUUAUCUAUAAAUCACCCUUCCCCUCUCCCAUUCAACCCACAAACCAAUCCCCAAUUUCCCAUCCAGAAAGAAAGAAAAAAUCUCAAUCUCCGUCGCCAAACGAAGAAGAAGCAAGGUAAAAAAAAAAUGGUGAAGAAAUUACUGUUAUCUCCGUCGCCGGCGCCGGAAAAGUCGACCUUUGCGCAGACCUGCAACCUCCUGAGCCAGUACUUGAAGGCCGGGAAAGCCAAUCUGGGAGAUAUCAGCCUCGCCGCCAAGUUCGACCACCAACAGCCUCCCGUUAAUUACAAAUCUUCAUCAGCAGCUGCGCCGACCACGACGCUGGACCUUCUGCCGGGCAUCGGCAGCUCCUCCUCCAAUCGGGAGGGAGAGAGCGGCGAAUUAUACGACGGGAAGCCGUUGCCCCGGUUCACCGGGUUCGGAUCUACGACGACCGGAGCAGGGGGAGAAGGCGGCGCUCAGAUGACGAUUUUCUACGGCGGGAAAGUCAUCGUGUUCAACGAUUUCCCGGCGGAGAAGGCCAAGGAGAUCAUGGGCUUGGUUUCCGAACAGCAUGGGAUUAGCAAUAACAAAUCUCAGGACGAGCAGAUUAAUAACAACAACACCGCCGCGGCGGCGGCUUCCUCCUCGUCGACGUCCCCCGACGCCGGCCAGCGGAUCGGCCACCUACGGCCGCCGCAACCCCGGCCGAUGGGUUCGGACCUGCCGAUUGCCAGAAGAGCUUCUCUUCACCGCUUCUUGGAAAAGAGAAAAGACAGGGUUACAUCGAGAGGGCCAUAUCAUCAAUUCGAGUCCCCGAAGGCAGCUGAUGGCGACAAGAAGAAUCCAUGGAUUGAUCGACGGAUGAGCCAAUCGGCUACGCAGCUGGAGCUUAGCUUAUAGGGUUCCCAUUACUUUAUUAAUUAAUUAAUUACCGUGAUCCAUAAUUACUUAGCUUUUGGAUGAUAUAAGAUGUUUCUAAUUGGCUGUUAAUCAAUUUUAACAUCUUUAUCUUCUUUUUUUUUUUUUUGUGCCUAUGCAACAUUUUGACAAAAAGUAUAGACAUUUUUGUACAUCACAAUCCAAUUACAAUGCUAUGGACGGCGCUUUAUUAUUAUCACAUGAAUAUAUCGAGAUCGCUUUGCC